UUGCAUAUGUUUCCCUUAUACAGGGGACUGAUAUUUUGCACCUUCUAUGAAUUUGUUAUCUUAAAGUAUCCUUGCCAUUCUAACAUUCUUUGGCCGAAAAUCUCUAAAGCUGGGUUGAGUACAGAAAAAGACGAAAAGCAGAGUAAACAACGAGGAAGGAGUUCUGAAAAGUACACUAGUGGGGUUUGCUACAACCAGGUAAUUUUGCUGCAGUUAUUGGGGUAUUAAGUCUGUAAGUGUGAAUACUUGUGAAUUUGCAUGCUUUAUUGCAAAUUUCUUGAAUUCCAAAUACAGACACAGCGCUGAGUGUCUGCUUACUUGUUUCCUUUUAACAAUCCUCUUUUCUUUUUCCAAAAGCUGUCUCAGGUAUAUGGAGCCACAGAAUCUAACAGGUGUCUCAGAAUUCCUCCUCCUGGGCCUCUCUGAGGAUCCAGAAUGGCAGCCCCUCCUCUUUGGGCUGUUCCUUUCCAUGUACCUGAUAUCUGUGGCUGGAAACCUACUCAUCAUCCUGGCUGUCACCUCUGACUCCCAUCUCCACACCCCCAUGUACUUCUUCCUCUCCAACCUGUCCUUGGCUGACAUUGGUUUCAUUUCCACAACAGUCCCAAAGAUGGUAGUGAACAUCCAGACACAGAGCAAAUCCAUCACCUAUGCGGGCUGCCUGACACAGAUGUCUUUUUUUUAUCUCUUUGGAAUUCUGGACAGUCUGCUUCUCGCCGUGAUGGCUUAUGACCGGUUUGUGGCCAUCUGUCACCCCCUGCUCUACAUAGUCAUCAUGAACCCCCACCUCUGUGGCUUGCUAGUUUUGCUAUCUUUUUUCAUCAGCCUUUUGGACUCCCAGCUGCACAGGUCAAUGGUGUCACAACUUACCUUCUGCACAGAUGUGGAAAUCCCUCAUUUCUUCUGUGACCCUCCUCAACUCUUUAACCUUGCAUGUUCUGACACCUCCAUCAGUAUAUUACUGUAUUGUAUGGGUGCCAUCUUUGCUGGUGUUCCAAUCUCAGGGAUCAUUUUCUCUUACACUCGAAUUGCUUUGUCCCUUCUGAGAGUCUCAUCUUCAGGUGGAAAGUAUAAAGCCUUUUCAACCUGUGGUUCUCACCUGUCAGUCAUUUGCUUAUUUUAUGGAACAGGCCUUGGAGUGUACCUCAGUUCAACUGUUUCAUCUUCUCCCAGGAAGGGUGCAGUGGCUUCAGUGAUGUACGCUGUGGUCACGCCCAUGCUGAACCCCUUCAUCUACAGCCUGAGGAACAGGGACAUCAAAAGAGCCUUGCAAAGGACCCUUAGCAGAAAAGUCUAA
Loxodonta africana (African savanna elephant) is the source of this 1297-nucleotide messenger RNA. RefSeq names its product olfactory receptor 7E24-like. The transcript has a single exon. The coding region runs from base 371 to 1297 and encodes 308 amino acids. Lineage: Eukaryota; Metazoa; Chordata; Mammalia; Proboscidea; Elephantidae. Gene Ontology annotation, biological process: G protein-coupled receptor signaling pathway. The record is from RefSeq and is a predicted model, not a curated record. Gene Ontology annotation, cellular component: plasma membrane. Gene Ontology annotation, molecular function: G protein-coupled receptor activity; olfactory receptor activity.